Messenger RNA from Alosa sapidissima (American shad), 4518 nucleotides. RefSeq names its product sushi domain containing 6 (gene susd6). The record is from RefSeq and is a predicted model, not a curated record. The coding region runs from base 189 to 1733 and encodes 514 amino acids. NCBI's taxonomy places the organism in Eukaryota, Metazoa, Chordata, Actinopteri, Clupeiformes, Clupeidae. The transcript is spliced from 9 exons.
CUCAAGGAACCAGCAACGUGACCAUUUUACCGAGACAGGAUUUUACAUUUAUUUAUUUCGAAACACUCCCUUGGACAACUGACUACAUGUUCCACAAGUGAAAGAAGGGAGGAGGGCUUUUACAUAGCCUUUAAACUGGUUGAGCCAGAGUGGACCCGCACCUCCACUGCUUGGCAGGCGUGUGGAAGAUGAGUGGCGGCAUGGUGGCAGUGCCCAGCCCUCUGGCCCCGCGCUCAGUCUCGCCCAGGCUGGCAGUGCCCGUCGUGCUACUGCUGGCCACACUCACCAGGGCCCACGCGUCAGGAUGCCCCCGGCCCUCGGGCGUGCAGCACGGCUGGGUGAACCUGACGGAGACCAAUCGGGGCUCGGUCCCUGUGGGCACACUGCUGCAGUACAGCUGCUACCCGGGCUACAUGCUGGACGGGCCCAGCAUCAUCACGUGCGCCGCCUCGGGACACUGGUCCUACGAGCCUCCCCUCUGCAUACGCACAGACGCUUGUCGACCGCCCAGCAAGCCAGAGAACGGGGGUUACACCUGCCACCCCUCCCCCUGCCGUCAGUUUACCCAGGGCACGGCUAUCGAGUACUACUGCGACGAAGGGUACACGCUCAGGGGGGAGUACAAGUACCGCACCUGCCAGAAUGGCGAGUGGGACCUGGGCUUGCUGAUUAGCUGUCACCUGAUCCAAGACAACAUGGUGCAGGGAUGCCCCCGGCCCUCGGGCGUGCAGCACGGCUGGGUGAACCUGACGGAGACCAAUCGGGGCUCGGUCCCUGUGGGCACGGUGCUGCAGUACAGCUGCGACCCGGGCUACAUGCUGGACGGGCCCAGCGUCGUCACGUGCGCCGCUUCGGGACACUGGUCCUACCAGCCUCCCCUCUGCAUACGCACAGACGAUUGCCAGCCGCCCAGCGAGCCAGAGAACGGUGGCUAUACCUGCCACCCGUCCCCUUGUCAUCGGCUGACCCAGGGCACCGUGAUCGAGUACUUCUGCGACGAGGGCUUCGCCCUGAAAGGAGAGUACAAUUACCGCACCUGCCAGAAUGGGGAGUGGGACUCAGCCAUGCAAGUCAGCUGCCACCAAAGUCAAGGGAAGGACGAGCACUCGCCGCUGGCCAUGCCGGCCCUGUCCAUCGUGGCGUCCACCGCCAGCUCCGUGGCCCUCAUCCUGCUGCUGGUGGUGCUGUUCGUGCUGCUGCAGCCCAAACUCAAGUCCCUGCACCACAGCCGACGUGAGCAGGGUGUGUCGGGCCAGCCGUCCUCCAUCGUAGUGGAGGGGGUGCAGGUGUCGCUGCCCUCCUACGAGGAGGCCGUGUAUGGCAGCAGCGGCGUGGCCACAGCCGCCUCCUCCUCCUCCUCCGCGCCCCAGGAGUCCCGCGUGCAAAUCGUGCUCUCCGAGGGCCCCCAAUCCGACGGCGGCUCCCAGGCCGACUGUCGCCUCCUCCCUUGCACCUCCUCGUCCUCGUCCUCCGCCAGUUCCUCGCGCUCCCUGCGUCACGCCGAGACAGUGCUGGUGCACCCGGCGCCCUCCUGCUCGUCCUCGUCGUCCCCCUCGCCCUACUCGCCCCCCUCGCCCUGCUCCUGGGCCGCUGAGCAGCCUAGUUCGUCGGGCGCCAGCGCCGCUGCUGGCCCACUGCCCCAUGAUUCGGAGAGCAGCGACCAGCACAGUCUGCUCUCCCUCACCUCCUCCGAGGACUUUGCUGACGAUAUUCCUUUGUUGAAGGAAGCCUAAGGCCUAUUCGCAAACAACACCCCCUCACCCUGCUGAUGCCAACGAGGACUAUGGCCUCUGGAGCCUUCUUCUCCGAGCACCCCGGACCCCUGACCCUUCUCCUCUGACCCCCUUGGGCCAAGAUGAUGCUGGCCAGGGCCUGCUCUUCGCUCUAUCUAUACACUGCAAUGACCACCUUCCCAAAAAAGAAAAAAAAGGAAACUAUGAGGCCUGACAGCUGUAGGUUACAGCUGUCAUUCGCUCAACCAUUGCUGUCCCAGAAAAAAAGACGUCCGCUCACACAAAUGACCACCGGCAAACAGCAUAGAAUUAUACACUUUAACAUAUGAGAUAUGUACAAAGGCAUACAUAGGAAAAAGUCACCCAAGGUUUUAUUUUUUUUAUUAUUUGUAUCAAGUAUUUUUCUUCUUCAGAAAUGCAACUUUUUACCAAUAGCUCUGUCGUUAAAGGCUUGCACCGGGCUGUAUGACAUGAAAUGUCAAAAAAUCAAACCUUUCAUAUUAGAACACUGCUUGUAUCAAGGAAACGAUGGAACGCUCAGCCCAUCUCAGUGUGGGUGUGAAGUUCUGAGGGAGAACGAGGAGAGAUGAUGGGAUGUUCUCUACCGAGUCACAAGCCUGGGCCCUGCCGUCAUUUCUGUGCGUUGCAUGCAGCUGUUAGUCUGCCUCACAGGAAAGCUUCAUCACUGGGGAGACGGUAAGGAAAAGAGAAGCAUGAACUUGGCACUCCAUUUCCCAAGAUGCACCACUGGCUACGUCUGCUUUAGUAACGUGGGAUCCUGUUAGUGUUGCGCCUGCAAGGAAUGAUUCUCACUCACUGCACCAAAAGAAAUGCUGGCCUUUUGAUUUUGGUUUGGACACACACACACACAAACGUAUAUGUGCUGUGCUACUUCUAUGGCAUGAUUAUGGUUUCUUUUAAUGGUGUUUAUUUUGGUGUGUUUUUCUAAAUGUGGAGAAAAAAUGUCUGUGUGCUUCUGAAUGCCAGUUUUUCUCUCACCAUUGUCACUGUUAUGGAAUGCCAUCAUUUCAUAUGGGUUCCGUGUGUGUGUGAGUUUUUCUCAUUAAGGCUGUGAUUAUCAGUCUGAAGUUGUGUCUCUGUAUGGGAUUAAACUGCAAUAUUUAUGAUCCUAUCAGAGAAAUUGGAUCGUUGUCUUAUCAGACUGACUGGAUGACUCCCCCCAUUCCCCUCCACCUACCCCAAGCUAGCAUGUUAUGACGUGGUCCCUCAUCUACACUGUUCAUCUGCGCUGGAUUUUAAAUGCUUAAGCAUUAUGCCAGGCAUUAGUAGUUGUAAGCGAAAUCAGCUUUUUCCCCUCCCUUAUCAACACCGGAUGAGGAAUUAAAAAACAACCUAUUGUGAUGUGCUUACCUACUAAUAGUAUAAAACAAGAUUUACUCAUAGAGUUAUGAUGGCAACUGAAAAGCUGUUCACUCUAAAACAAAAAAUAAUAAUAAUAAUGUCAACUGGAGCAAAACAAAACAAAAAAAGUUGAGUGAUUGUCAUCAACGAUUACAAAGUCGCUUCGCCACUUUGGAUUGCUUUGGUUUCAGUCCAUAUGAACAGGCUGUUCCAAAGCCCCCUGGUUUUCUUUCCAACACAUGUAAAUUCCAAAUUGAUUGUAGAUGGCAGUGGUGGGUUCCAGGAAGCAUCUUCUGACAGGGACCUCAUGAUGGGAGCCGGUAUCAGAUGGGUGAUGGGUCAGUUCAGGGUGGCUGCUUUGGAGGAGUGCUUGGUCUGUGCCCCUGAUGCUCGUGAGCAUAGCAGCGCAGAUUAAUUUCUCAGACAUGGACAUACGUUUGACACUACUGCAGCACACUGCAGUAAAGAGUGGACUUUAUCAGUAUCUUACCCUUGUGUGUGUGUGUGUGUGUGUGUGUGUGUGUGUCAAGUCAAGUGUAAACUGGAGGGGACUGUCUUUCCAAGUUAAUGGAAUUGCCUUGUGAUGAAUUAACAGUUGUUGAUCAGCCACCCCGAGAAAACUUGGUUGUGUUUUUUUUUUUUUUUUUGCUGUGAUUGCUGUUCCUUGUUUGGUGAAGGCAGAGGAAAAACCAUAGGAAACUUGGUAUUCAAACCCCUUAGCUUUUUUUUUUUGUUUUUGCCUGUCAAUGGGUAUAUGAAGGCAAAAAUAGUGAUGUUGCCUUAAGAACAACAUUUUAUAAGUUACAAAAUUAUUUCUGAAUUUUCUUUUCCUGUCUGGUUUGCUUCAUGAUCUUGAGAACAGUCAUUGUCUCCCAAAUGGCCUUAUGUUAGUUUUCUAUGCAUAAACACUGUCAUUGUCACCCAAAUGGACGUAUGUUAGUUUUCUAACACUGUCCCAUGGGUAUUUCUGUUCUUUUUCUGUUUUCUGUCUUGUUUUUUUUUUUUUAGGGAGGGGAUGUUUGUUUCACUCUGCUUUCCAGGGACACGACUCAAGAAUGUCCACAUAUCUGUUUAUUGUCCACCCCAAACACUUUUCCAGUGACUGUGAUUUAAAAAAAAAAAAAAAUGAAACAAUGUCAGAGCACCUGAUUAUAUAUUUUUUCUUUCCUUUGUUACAUUUCAGAGAUUGAAGAGAUCUCAUUUCUAGUCCUGAGUCACCGUUGUGCGGUGCUUGCCCUCUGGAACGGAACAAAACAAUUUUUCUCCCCAUUUUAUCCCAUUUCACUGCUUUUACUUUAUGUUCCCUCUGUGCAUUGUGAUGGGUGUGAAGAUAGUAUUUUAAUAUUUGUAUAAAGUUUAAUUUAAUUCUACAAUGUACGUGUGUAUAUAACUAUUUCUAAUAAAAGCUUUCUUUGGAAAUGUG